GCGCGAUGGCGGCUGCGGCUGUGUCCGAGUCCUGGCCAGAGCUGGAGCUGGCGGAGCGGGAGCGGCGGCGGGAGCUGCUGCUGACCGGGCCGGCACUGGAGGAGCGGGUGCGGGCGGCCGGCGGGCGGCUCCCGCCACGGGUCUUCACCCUGCCGCUGCUGCACUACCUGGAAGUGAGCGGCUGCGGGAGCCUGCGCGCGCCGGGCCCGGGCCUGGCGCAGGGCCUGCCGCAGCUGCACAGCCUCGUGCUCCGGCGCAACGCCCUGGGCCCCGGCCUGAACCCCGAGCUCGGGCCGCUGCCCGCCUUGCGGGUGCUCGACCUCUCGGGGAACGCGCUGGAGGCGCUGCCGCCCGGCCAGGGCCUGGGCCCCGCCGAGCCGCCCGGCCUCCCUCAGCUGCAGAGCCUCAACCUCAGCGGCAACCGGCUGCGCGAGCUGCCCGCAGACCUGGCUCGCUGCGCCCCGCGCCUGCAGAGCCUCAACCUCAGCGGCAACUGCCUGGACUCCUUCCCCGCCGCGCUCUUCAGCCCUGGUGCGCUGCCCCUGCUCAGCGAACUGGCGGCUGCUGACAACUGCCUCCGAGAGCUCAGCCCCGACAUCGCCCACCUGGCCUCCCUCAAGACGUUAGACCUCUCCAAUAACCAGUUGAGCGAGAUCCCUGCUGAACUCGCCGACUGCCCCAAGCUCAAGGAGAUCAACUUCCGUGGAAACAAGCUGCGGGACAAGCGGCUGGAGAAAAUGCUGGGCGGUUGCCCCACGCGCUCCAUCCUGGAGUACCUGCGCGCUGGGGGCCGGGGCUGCGGAAAGGGCAGGGCCCGGGCAGAAGGCUCAGAAAAGGACGAGGGCCGCAAGAAGCGGCGAGAGAGGAAGCCCCGCAGGGACGGUGGCGAGGGGCCAGAGCAGGAGGCUGGGGCCCUGGGCCGGCUGCUGCUGCGGGUCCUGCACGUCUCUGAAAACCCCGCACCCCUGACAAUCCGGGUGAGCCCCGAGGUCAGAGACGUGCGGCCCUACAUCGUGGGGGCCGUUGUGCGAGGCAUGGACCUGCAGCCCGGGAACGCACUCAAGCGGUUCCUCGCAGCACAGACCAAGCUCCACGAAGACCUCUGUGAGAAGCGUACGGCGGCCACCAUGGCAACCCAUGACCUGCAUGCGGUCAGAGGUCCCCUGCUGUACGGAGCCCGGCCCCCACAGGACCUCAAGAUCGUCCCCCUGGGGCGGAGAGAAGCCAAGGCCAAGGAGCUGGUGCGGCAGCUGCAGCAGGAGGCCGAGGAGCAGCGGAAGCAGAAGAAGAGGCAGAGCGUCUCGGGCCUGCACAGAUACCUUCACUUACUGGAUGGAAAAGAAAAUUACCCUUGCCUUGUGGAUGCAGACGGUGAUGUGAUUUCUUUCCCACCAAUAACAAACAGCGAGAAGACAAAGAUUAAGAAAACAACUUCUGAUUUGUUCCUGGAGGUGACGAGUGCUACCAGCCUGCAGAUAUGCAAAGACGUCAUGGAUGCCCUCGUUCUGAAAAUGGCAGAACUGAACAGAUGUACUUUAGAAAGUAAAGAGGAAGGAUCGCUCUCAGAUACUGAAGCUGAUGCAAUUUCUGGACAACUUUUGGAUCCUAAAACGAAUCCAAGUGCUGGGAAGGAAGGGCAGCCCCUGCUGGUGGUGGAGCAGGUCCGGGUGGUGGACCUGGAGGGGACCUUGAAGGUGGUGUACCCAUCCAAGGCCGACCUGGCCACCUCCACCCCCGACGUGACUGUCAUCCGCUGACGAGCCUAGAGGACCUUUGUCGGGCAGCUCUGCUGUGCCUGACCCUCCUUUGGGUCACGGAGGUUUCUCUGGCGAUACUAGUCAUCACUUUCUCACCUCAGCGUUUUUUAUGUGUGUUCCUUGUCCUGUUCCUCCAGAUGAUUCUGUUGUAAAGUGAUGCUGUGCUGUCAUUGCAAUACCAAACUGAUUUUACUGUUUUUCAUGAAACCCAUCAUCCGAAUGUCAGAAUUAACUGUCGAGACCGUUGUGAAUCGCGUAGGCACACAGCAGCAACACUCCUUCAGGAAGAAACCACCCUGCGCUGGCGCCCCCGACGUCGUUUCUGUUGAUGGCAGGCUGCUGGGCCGGGCUGUGCGUCAGGUGGUAGCAGAGCAUCCUGUGUGUGCAGACCUGGUGCGUGGCCCUCGCUGUUGGCAGUGAAGAUUACGUGGGGGACAUGGCUGGUGGUCACACUGGUGCUGGACAUUGGCUUUUCCACAUGAAAAACUGUAUGACUAUAAUACACCGUCAGGGUUUGAAUAAGUACACACUGCGACUCUGACAAGACGAUGAAAUCACCUCAUGACGCCUUUCUGAGCACCAUGUGACUGAUCGGUCUGAAUGUCCAGCUACACGUCAUGAAGCUGGCGGCGUGACCUUUUGUGAACUGCAUAAAAGGAAAAAUCAUCUUCCUAUGAUGUAGCAUCUUUUUAGAGCACAUUGUCCAGUGUGCAGCCUGGAAUGGGUUUUCCAGCUUGCAGUGAUGAUAAUCUUUCUACAAAAAACUUUCUAGUUUGACCUUAGAUCUGGCAGAAUUACUUUCUUAACGCUGCUGUGGGAAUGCUUUUGCGGGAGCAGAGACAUUUUGAACCCCCAGGCACUGCUGUGGUGCUGCCGGGCCGAGCAGGGAGGGAACUAGCAGUGGCUUUUAAUCCUGACCACGGUAAUAGCAGUGAGGAGCAGAGGCCCUUGUCUAGGGUCUGCAUGAGUUCUCAAGAGUGGACAGCCAGCUCUGUUGGCAAGCCAUUAGCAGUUGCUAGCCAGCCAGGGACAGGUAGUGGCGGUGACUAGAGGACCUGUAGAUUUUUAAGCCAAAAAUCCUGAAGCGUGCAUGUCAGGGGGCUGGUUCUUCAGCAUUUUGUUUGAGGUGUUUCCAGUUUUGACUGCCUUUGUGCCUGGCCACAUGUGCACACACCCCUCCCUGGAGAGAAGUAUGUGCUUGGGUAGAAGGGACCCGGCCAGGGCGGUGCCUGUGCUCAGUGGGUAGGGCACCAGCCCCAUCAACCAAGGGUGGCAAGUUCAAACCCAGCCCCAGCCAGCUAAAAAACAAGUGACAACUGCAACAACCAAAAAAUAAAAAAAGCCAGGUGCUGUGGCAGGUGCCUUUAGUCCCAGCUACUCGGGAGGCUGAGGCAAGAGAAUCACUUAAGCCCAAGAGUUGGAGGUUGCUGUGAGCUGUGACACGGCACUCUACCAAGGGCAACAAAAUGAGACUGUCUCAAAAAAAAAGGACCCAGCCAGCCAGAGGAGGUGGCUUUCAUAGCCCCCCUGCCUUACCGUCUGGCUGCAGCAUAACACUGACUCUUCUGCUCUCUUUGUUAACACCAUUUGUUUUCUGUUCAGUGGUCUCUGACCUAAAGUGACAACUUUUGCAUUGUGUAGAAAUGUCUGAGGGUGUCCUGAAGCUUUGCAAGAGCCCUGUUGGCCCUGUACUGUCACCAGACCAGAGGACUAAAUCCCCAGGUGGUUUGUCCAGAGCCUUUUAAGACCCCGCCCAUCAUCUGGUCACCACCAGGCCUUCCAUGGGUCCCACUGCAGGUAGGGGCUCCAGACGUUACCAAACAGCUUGUCCUUGUUUUGUUUCCCCUUAAACCCACCAAAUAAAUGUGUGCAGGUGUCAGUGGUCCUGGCUUGUCAUUUCAUGAUGCUGUUGGGCAGUCACAGCCACUGAUGCUGCAGUGGGCCUGGGGUCCUGCUGGGAGCCUUGAGCAGCUUCCCCCGGCUGGGACUCUGCCCAGGCUCUGGCCUGGGAGCCAUAAAUAAUUGCUGGGGGAGGUCAUCCUUUCUCAGAGAGGGAGGAUUGAGCUGCCUCUUGGUGCCUCCAGCUAGAAGGGCUCAGCAGCCCCCGUGCAGCAGAUGUCACCGGUGCUGCUGACAGCUGCCGGAGGUGUCAGGUAUAGUCACCUUACACAGCUUUAGGUUCUAUCUCUGCCCAUCUGACUCAAUAGUAAAAACACUUAAUAAGAAACAUCUCAAUUCCUUGCCCAGUGGAUCCUUUCCCACCACUGUUUCCAGAGGGCACUGCUGGAAGUGUCAGCAAUCCAUACUAGCCCAGCAGUAGAUUAUGAGUAGAGAAACUGAGGCCUGCCUGGCAGCACUGCCUGCUGUCCCUAUUGCCCUGCCCACAUCUUACCAGCAGGAAGUGAGGGACCUGUCACAGAAGCCAGUGUCUUCAACCAGGGAUCCUGGGAAUGGGCCAGGCCCUCCCCACCCUACUGGGCCCCCUACCGGGAGCACAAAGUGGACACCUGAGAUUGGGGCUCAUGCAGAGCAGCCCUGGCACCCAGCCCAUCCGCCACAAAUCCUGUUCAUGAAUAUGGGAGGGGCAGCCAGGCAGCCCCUUGGUAGAGUCCCGUCCCAUCUCCCCUACCCUCUGGAUGGUGAGGGGCAGGGGGUGGGCUCUGGAUGGGGCCUGGGUUCACUUGUAGAAGUGGCUCAGUAGAGGCUGUGGGCAAGGAGUGCCCAUCCGGUGAGUCUCCCCACGGGGGCUGGAACGGUGUAGUGGCCAAAUCUGGGCAGGCCCCAGUGUCAGCCCCUGCCACCUGCACCUCUCCCCCGCUGACCAGAAUGAUGGCACAUGGAUGUCACCUGCUAGGGCAGACCAGCUGGAGAAAUUCCCAGGACACUCCCACUCCUUUGCAGUAGGGCUAGGGCACCCCUCCUCCCUCUGUCCUCUGCCCUUGCUGGGCUCCUGGCCAGGGCCUCACCAGGCCUUGGGGCUGGAGCUCACAGGAGGCCACAGUGAGACUGCCACGUGUUCAUAGCCCAACCUCCAGCUGCUCCCCUCCUGGGCUUCCAUGCAGGGUGGGCAGUACCCCCAGAGACCAGGGCCAGCUAAAGCAGACUGCCCCAACCCUGUAGCAGCCUCCCAAUGACCACUGCUUGAAGACCACAUCCCAGACCAGGCCUCCUGGCCCCCUGCUUUGGUUCCAGCGAGGGACCUCCUCAGGGCACUGGGAAGACAGGUGUGUGGCCCCAUGUGCCACCUCCUGACCCCAGGCAGACUUGGGUGGGCCAGCUCUCCUGAAAGGUGGUAGGGUGGUACCUCUGUCCCCUGCCUGGCAAAGCCCCUCCAUUUACAUAACUCAAUAGAGUGAGGGGCACUUAGAAGCUCCCCACCUGGGGUGAGCACAGCUUCAGCUUUCUGACACCAGUCUCACCUGGCCUCCCUUUUCCAUGCCUGUGAGGACAGUGGCUGCUCAUGUCUCUCAUCCCCAGCCUUGGGGUGAGGACCACUUCCCCAAGGGGAUGUUCAGGCAGGGGUCCCCAGGGCCUAGGGCAGUCUGCGAUAGGCGAGGGCCAAGUGUGUGCCCAGGAGAGUGUCUGCUGAGAGCACAGAAGUCAGGACAAGUGGCCAAGGAGAUGGGACUGAAGGUCCAGAGCCAGCCAGUGUGGCCAGCCCCAGAGGUCCAGCCGA
Messenger RNA from Nycticebus coucang (slow loris), 5433 nucleotides. RefSeq names its product leucine rich repeat containing 47 (gene LRRC47). The record is from RefSeq and is a predicted model, not a curated record. Gene Ontology annotation, molecular function: phenylalanine-tRNA ligase activity; protein binding; RNA binding. The transcript is spliced from 7 exons. NCBI's taxonomy places the organism in Eukaryota, Metazoa, Chordata, Mammalia, Primates, Lorisidae. The coding region runs from base 6 to 1757 and encodes 583 amino acids. Gene Ontology annotation, biological process: phenylalanyl-tRNA aminoacylation.